Molecule: messenger RNA, 1143 nt
Organism: Aspergillus terreus NIH2624
Lineage: Eukaryota; Fungi; Ascomycota; Eurotiomycetes; Eurotiales; Aspergillaceae
Exons: 2
Coding region: 1-1143 (380 amino acids)
Molecular function (GO): NAD+ binding; histone deacetylase activity, NAD-dependent
Source: RefSeq, a predicted model, not a curated record
AUGGGUAACGAGCCGUCGACCGUCGUCGAUGAGAACACCCCUCCCUCCGUGCUGGAAUCGCGGUCCAUCGAGGCGGUGGCCAAAUACAUCAAAGAGAAAAAUGUGCGCAAUAUUGUAGUCAUGGUGGGAGCUGGCAUCAGCACCUCGGCGGGCAUUCCGGAUUUCCGUUCGCCAGACACCGGUAUUUACGCGAAUCUAGCCCAUUUGGAUCUCCCCGACCCUGAGGCCGUCUUCGACAUCAGCUUCUUCCGCAACAACCCCCGGCCGUUCUACGCGCUGGCGCGGGAGUUGGCCCCCGGGCGAUACCGACCCACCUUGGCGCAUUCGUUCAUCAAGCUGCUCCACGAUAAGGGCCUCCUCCUCAAACACUUUUCGCAGAACAUUGACUGUCUGGAGCGACUGGCGGGCGUGCCGGGGGAGUUGAUCGUCGAAGCGCACGGGAGCUUCGCGAACCAACACUGCAUCGACUGCAAGGCCGAGUACCCGGAAGCACAGAUGAAGGAGGCGAUUGCAAAGGGUGAGGUGCCGCGCUGUGCUCAAUGCCAGGGCAUCGUGAAGCCAGACAUUGUCUUCUUCGGCGAGUCACUGCCGGAGGAUUUCUUCGAGAACCGCACGCUCCCCGAACAGGCCGACCUGUGCAUCAUCAUGGGCACCAGUCUCUCCGUACAGCCGUUUGCCAGUCUCCCCGCGUUCUGCCGCGACGGCAUCCCGCGGGUGUUGGUCAACAUGGAGCGGGUGGGGGGAUUGGGCUCGCGCCCGGACGAUGUGCUGUUGCUGGGCGACUGCGAUGCCGGGGUGCGCAAGUUUGCGCGGGCGUUGGGAUGGGAGCGGGACCUCGAGGAGAUCUGGGAACGCACCAACCCCAAUCCGGCGAGUCGCGAGGCCGAAGAAGCGCCGGCUCGCACUCGGGACGAACGGCUUCAUGACGAGGUGGAACGGUUGACGGAGGAGGUGGACCGGGCAUUAGGCCUCUCCGAGACGUAUCAGGACCGCGUGCGACAGCAGAUUGAGCGCCCCCGCGGCCAGGCACAGGCCAAUGCAGACUCCGAGGAGACGCUUCGCGAGACGGAGGAUGCGGUGCGUGCAGAGCGACGCCGAAGUCUGGGGACGCUGAAGCAUGUGUUUCCCCACCUGGCGCGAUAA